AGGCAUUCGCUAAGCAAAAUGGGUUUCAUAAAAAUUUCUUUCAUAUGUGCUUUCAUGGUAGCUCUUUCAGCAGUUCUUCUACAGAAAUACUCACCAAGCACGGUUGACACAUUUUUGAGUGAUCCAACUGUUCAGCAACUAACCAUAAAGUGCAGUACUUUUCUCAAUGGGGUGGGUGAAAAAUUAAAAACCAAUGUGUAUCCUAUGUGGUUAAAAGUACAACCUGUUCUAGCACCAUAUGUCAAAGUAGUGAAUAAACAGCUAAGCAAUAUUUUUGGUGUUGUGGAUGAUGAGGCAAAAGGCACUAGCAGUAAGCCAAUUGUUGAUGAAGAAUCUAAUGCUAAGGGGAAAGAGCAUGAAUCUCAGCCUGAAAAAGUGUUUUCUGUUGAGGAAUUGAAGAAUUAUGAUGGUAAACCUGGCAGCAAAGGACUAUAUCUAGCCUUUCUUGGACAAGUUUUUGAUGUAAAGAAGGGAGAGAAGUUUUAUGGACCUGGAGGAGGCUAUGAAUUUUUUGCAGGUCGCGAUGCCUCUCGUGCGUUUGUCACAGGCAAUUUUGAUGGAGAAGGUCUCACUGAUGACAUUGCUGGCAUGUCUGAUCAGGAUUACCUAGGCAUCAAAACUUGGAUUGAUUUCUAUCAUUCUGACUACAAGUAUGUUGGUAAAGUGGAAGGCCGGUACUACACUGCUUCUGGGGAAGCAACUCAGUACCAAAAGGAUGCAGAACGCUGGAUUGCUGAUGCCAAGAAGAACAAGGAUAAAGCUGAUGAACAGUACAAGAUCUUUCCGCCCUGCAACACUGAGUGGAAUCAGGACAGAGGCACUCGAGUUUGGUGUACAAAGAAGAGUGGAGGCAUCGAAAGGACUUGGGAAGGAGUGCCACGCCGUCUGUUCAGCGCUGGACAAGCCAAGCCUCGUUGCGCAUGCGUCAAAGACUUCGGAGCUCCUCUCUCUCCCAUCGGCUCCAACUCUGCCAGCAAGAAAGGGCGCGGGGAUCUGGACAAUCCCAACCUUCAGGAGUAUCCAGGCUGUCUCCCCAACUCCAAUGAGUGUCAGGUUCCAAAAGAGGACUAGAGGAAUUUCGUCUCCAAAAAGUUAUAGGCCAUCAAAAUUGUUAAAGUGGAAGCAGUUUUUUUCGACUAAUGCUUUGAUUAUUUUGACCUGUGAGACUCUGUUUUCACCUCUUGCGUGAUCUCCUAAUAGACGUUGGUAAGCAGUGAUCUUAGUGGUAAUUUGCAGUCCAGAAUUCAGGUGUAUUUUCCUUCAUGCCUGGCUCAUGCAUCGUUAAUGGCUUUCCAACCUCAUAUAUAACAUAAAACUGUUAUCUUAUUUGAACUUGACGUGGUGUUUUGUCGUGCUUAGGUAAAGAUUUUAUUUGGUUGACGAGAGCAUGACACUGACAUUCAUUUAGUGGAAAUGCGCUGUCAGAAAUAACGUUAAGUCUUUGGUCUUUGUUUUCUGUUCGAUGCAGCUUUAGUUUUUUUGCACAUUCCAUUAUAGAACUCUGGGUAUUUGUGAAUAAAAAGACACUCAGAACACAAAAACUGCAUUCUUAUUUCACAAAUGGUAUUAUCAAGUUAUUUUAUAAGGACAGGAAAUUGAAUUUCAUGUUGCAGUUUCAUAGAUCCAAUAUAUUUAUAUGGCCGGCACGGUCGCAAGUCACUUCUCUCGCUCGUUCAAUCUCUUGGCCGGAUGUUGGAUCUUAGGGCUGCCGAGUUGUGAAUUUCAUCAUUGUGUUUGUUCCUGUUAAUUUAUUAUUAUUUUUCUUUGUUGGCAUGUCAUGACGUUGAAUUUUGAUGUGAUUGGUCCUGAUGUCUUGUGCAAGUGUGAAAACUGAGGAGUUUCUUUCAAGGGUAUUGGAUAUAGGUAUUAUUUCGUGUGAGGUAUUUAACAUUUAAUUUUGAUAAUAAUAGAAUUAACAUGCAUAGCCUGCAUAAUCUUUAUGGAUUCGAAUUAUUAUUUUUAUGAAGCUCUGUUUUCUGUGAGUUUGUUUGUAUUAUCUAACUUUUCAGGUGGAGGGAUUUAAGGUUUUUUCAAUCACCGUAAUUCUUACUAAUUACAAUUCUUACUAAGUACAUACAAUUCUUACAGCUGUGAGGCUAAAUGACAAACCUGCUCUGUAGCAUUCGACUUGUCUCUAGUGUUUUUGAUCCCAAAGUUCUACUAUGCUUGUAAGAUUUUCAAAAAAGAAUUUGUGUACGACGCCAGAUAAUAUCUGGGUCUGAAUGCAGCUACUUUAUUAUCUCAAAAAGCACUAAAGCUAAGGCCUGAUGCACAAAAAGUCGCAAAAAUGUUUUAGCAAUUCUUGUUGCAGCUAUCUAAUUCUCUCGGAAGUUGAUAAAUUUUGCAACCGUUCUUCUUUCCAACGUUUUGUUAAGCAUGACAUGGCCUUUUUCUUGCCCGAAAGUCUAUUCCUGUACAAGGUUUUCCCAAUCUAUAUCACUAUAUGACUUUGAUGGGCAUAUAGAUGUACUACAUACGUCAUAAACUAAUCCGCGCCGUUUGUAGUCACAAUUACAUUAUCGCUCAGCAAGAAUGUAGAUUUCAAUGUUUUACAGAUUUUUCAUUAUUGUUUCGUUUUUUGUUAGUUAUUUUGUUAAUACUCCUCCUUGAAACUAUCGCUAACCGAUUUGUUGGUACAGGUUAGAUUUUUUCUUUGUUGAAAAUCUGAUCCAAUGAGGGAAUCUUAUAGUAUCUUUAACUUUUUAUUGUAAUAUCAUCAGUACUAAUAAGUAUUAUGUUGUAGCUAUGAUCGUGCAUACCAAAAGUACAAGGUAGGGGUGGCAAACACUCUUUUUCAUAUCUAUUUUAUUUGCUAUAAUUAUCAUUGUUACUGGUCUUGCUCUCAGGUUCGUUGGUGCUUAUGACUCACCAAUCAUCGAGGAAUCAUGAACUUUUUUCGAGUUACGGUAUACGUUGCAUCCUAGAAGUGGACAUUCCUUUAUUGCACAAUAAUUUUAAGGCAUAUGCCAUAUGUUUAGUGAAAUAAUCAAAAUACACUGUGAAUGGAUUUAAACAAGAUAUUCAUCUUCUUAGACAAAUUUUUUCCAGAGGGUAGCCGGGUCACUCGGAGCAUGUAUUACUUUGUAUUCUGCAUCUGUUAAUCAUGAUAUGACAGUAUGUGUUGUCCACAGCUUUCCACAUCAGCAUCGCCUGAAUAGUAGAUGAAAUAUUAUUGUCCUUAUGAGGCUGAUAAAUACGUUUUUAAACAAACUUAUAACAUGAAAAUUUUGCAUCACAGUAGUUCGUUGCACAUAAUUAGCUAACUGCGUGCAAGUAUAACCUGCAUAUAAUAAUGUAAAUUAUUUUGUUAUUUUCAAUGCAGUUCGUGGUUGAGGUUAAUGCUCUUGUCCGUACUUGUAUGGUGUCUGUUCGGCGCUGUGUCGUGUUUUUUCGACGUAUUUAUUCACAAAUACUAAGCAAUAUUAUUGCUCUGGCGAGGAUAUCAUCUUCUGCUUUGAUUGAUUGCAAGACCGACAGUGGAAUUGAUCCAGUGACCUGCUGAAUGUUCAUUUUUUGAGAGUGUGAUAUUUAUUACUCGCUGCCUAAUAUAGUGCACUGUUAUGCAGUAUUACAAAUUAAUGUUUCUAUGAUACGCUGCAAGUGCUAACUAUGAGAUGUUCUCGUCAAAAUUGCAUCUAACUUUCUGUUUUGAAGAAACUCAUUUUUUGGGGGAUUGUGUUCUGUGUAAAACAUUUGAAUGGCUGCUUAUGUACUCAUUCCACGACUCUUUAUGGUUAUAACUUUUAUUUGUGGGAUUUAUUAUUGGAAGUUUCUUAUUUUAUUUGUUAUGAGUCAGAUGUCGGGUAUUCUGAAAUAUUGAAUUGGAAAGAUUAAUUCUAUUUUGUAUGUAGAUUGAUAUUACCUCAGAAAAUUAUAUCAAUUUAACGUGUGUA
Hyalella azteca is the source of this 3893-nucleotide messenger RNA. RefSeq names its product neuferricin-like. NCBI's taxonomy places the organism in Eukaryota, Metazoa, Arthropoda, Malacostraca, Amphipoda, Hyalellidae. Bases 19 to 1071 code for a protein of 350 amino acids. The record is from RefSeq and is a predicted model, not a curated record. The transcript has 4 exons. Gene Ontology annotation, cellular component: endomembrane system; membrane.